Molecule: messenger RNA, 686 nt
Organism: Caenorhabditis angaria
Lineage: Eukaryota; Metazoa; Nematoda; Chromadorea; Rhabditida; Rhabditidae
Source: the annotation of a GenBank genome assembly
AUGUCGAAACAUUUACGUAUUUUGUAUUUAUUUCUUAUGGUUCUUAUGAAUAAUCGAAUUGAUAUGUGUAUACCAACACAGAUUAUUGAAGGUUUGUGGGUUUAACGUGAUUGGAAAGAACAUGAAUAUGAUUUAUUGAAGUGGAGCCAAUAACGUCUACAAAGUUUUCAAUAUCCACAACAUCUAGCAGCACAACUACUUCUACAACCACAACAACCACACCUAUCCCACCAUGUCCUGAUUCAACCUGGACACAAUUUGAUCGUGGAACUUAUUACUGGUGUAUGAAAGUGUUAUUUCAAAAAUUGGAAUUGGCAGCUCAGCAAACAUCGUGCUCCAUAUUGAAUUCGAAAGCAGUUGCUACAGGAUUUCAAUCAGUCGACGAGAUCAACACAAUGAUGACAGUCGCCUUGAGUGAAGAUAGCAGUUUUGACACUCUAGGAAUUGGAGCAAAGCGUGUAGAUGGAUGUAUGAUUUAUGGUCUCUCUGCCACGUGUACACAAUUAACAUCUUUCGAGUGGACUGAUGGCUAUACAACUGGAACUGAUGGCUUCAAUUGGGCUGAGAAUCAACCGGAUCACGCUGGUCAAACUUGGAUGUGCAUUUAUCCGAAUGGGGAUAUGGACAACGAUUGGCCGACGACUGUUAAUAGUGGUGUGAUUUGUGGAAUGUUGGCUGGAAAUUGA